This is a messenger RNA of Dimorphilus gyrociliatus, 1813 nucleotides long. NCBI's taxonomy places the organism in Eukaryota, Metazoa, Annelida, Polychaeta, Dinophilidae. The record is from the annotation of a GenBank genome assembly.
CAUGGAUUUGUUGAAAAUUGAGGAAUGUGGCCUUUGUAAAUCGACUUUUAGAAAACCAAAAGUUUUAUCAUGUCUACACAUUUUCUGCGAAAAAUGUUUACGUAAUUAUUUGGAAAAUUCUCAACAAGUUCGGCUAAAAUGUCCCACUUGCGAAAAGAACGUUGCUAUUCCCGCCAAAGGAGUGUCCAAUUUCGAGGACGUUCUAUUCUAUUCUACCAUUCAGAAGUUGAUGAUAACAAAUAACGUUGCUUGCUCUAACGACUCACAGCAUCCGUCAGCUGUUGUUAAAUGUUUGAAUUGUUUGGAGAAUCUUUGUAAAAAGUGCACUCAAGCUCAUACAGUUACAGGAUUAACAAAAUUUCAUAAAUUAGUUCUAUUGGAAGAAGUGAAGGAGGAAGACGCCAAAACGGUUUGUAGAGCCUCGAGGGCGCCUUGUGACGUUCAUCCGAAUGAAGAUUACAAAUUCUUUUGUUCGUAUUGCCAACUUCCGGCGUGUAUUGAUUGCCGAUUAACCCAGCAUCACGAGCAUGAAUGCGUUGAACUUGAGAAGAGAGAGGACGACGAAAGAACUAAAUGUGAAGAAUCUCACAAAGAGCUAGUUGGUAAACUGGAUUUAGUUAAGAAUUCCAUUGAAAGGGCCAAGUUUUACGAAACUGAUUUUGAUUUCUUCUGUUCCGAAGCUGAGAAAAGUAUAGAGAACGAUGCUAAUCUGGCCAUUCAGCUUGUUCAUAAGAGGAAGAAAGAUGCUCUUGAACGUCUAUCGGCUGCAAGAACUGAUGAAUUCAAGAAAAUGAAGGACUAUCGAGAGAGAAUAUCUGAUAUGCAAAAUCAUUUAGAACACGCAGUCCUCUUUUCAAAGAGAUUGCUUGAAUUCGCAAAUCCAUAUGAAUUGGUUAUUCUAUCCGAUCGUUUAUCGGAAACUGCAAAAAAUUUCCUUCAGGCUCCUUUACAAGAACCUAAAAAAAACUUACUUGUUCUUGAACCCUUAAACCCACCUUUGGAGAAACCAAUAGGUGAUUUGAAACAGCAACCAUAUCCUUACGCUCAAUUGAUGAGAACUGCUGAAUUAAAGUGCGGUUGGAUUACUAGUAUAGUAGCAACAAAUGAUGAAAUUCUUCUUAUUUCUGAUGAUUCAAAGGAUAUAAGAGUCUUUGAUAAAGAAGCCGUACUAAAGAAAGUUAUUAAGACUUCGGCGUAUAAAGGGCAUCAAUUGGCUCUUGUUGAUAAUGGGCACGUGAUCGUUACGGAAAGCGAAGCCCACAGAAUAUGUAUAUUGUCCACGGUCGACUACGGAUGCCGUAUCUUUGCUAAUUCGAAAUUAAGUUCCCCCUGCGGAGUUGCUGUUUCGGCUGAACAUGUUUUUAUCAGCGACACUCAGGAGAAUUGCAUUUUCGUUUAUACUAAAGAAGGCGAGAGAUUGAAUGUACUUCGCCACGAAGCUUUUGAACGACCAUGGUACUUAGCUUGCGAUGAAUCUGGGAGAAUACUUAUAUCCGAUCAUAAAACAGAUAAGUUUUAUAUAAUGAAUAAUAAUGGUGAGAUAGUUGCCGAAUUUGGCUCUAGAGGAUCAAAGGAUCAAGAAUUAUGGUUUCCCGCUUCAGUAGCAGUAGAUCAAAGAGGUAAUAUUUUAUUAGCUGAUAAUUGGAAUCAUAGAAUAGUCGUUCUUACGCCUAAUGCCGAAUUCAAGUGCCAUCUGAUAACAAGAUCAUCAGGUCUCCUUUAUCCCCGAUCUCUUGCGGUGGAUCCUAUCAACGGAAAUCUCUACGUCGGACAAGACGACGGCGUAUUAAAGAUAUUCAAGUACUAUGCAUAG